UCUAAUCUGUUUGUUUGUUUGUUUUUCUUUCUCAGAAUUUUGAUGACUUUCUCUGCAAAUUUUACCUAAAACCUUCAACCAAAAUCACCAGCUUCCCUCAACAACCGAUGGACCUUUCGAUGUUUCUCUGAGAAUUUACGAAAAAAAUUGAAGACUCAGAUGUCUUCUCUGUCGCAAUCGCCUACGCCGCCGGAGAUGGAGAUGGAGAUUCAACCUCCUGCAUUGCUUAACGAUGAUCCUUCCACUUAUUCCUCCGCUCUCUGGGAUUGGGGAGAUCUCCUUGACUUCGCUGCUGACGAUCGCCUUCUCGUCUCUUUUGAUUCUUCCGAUCAGCAAGCUCCUUUCUCUCCCGUUCUUCUUCCUCCUCCUCCUCCUCCUCCGCUGCCGCAGCUGAUUCCGACUCAACCUCUUGCGGAAUCUGAAUUGGCGUAUCCUUCUCCGGACGAAUCUGGUUCAGGCUCCGAUCGGGUUAGGAAGCGAGACCCGAGGUUGAUUUGUUCCAAUUUCAUUGAAGGUAUGCUUCCCUGUUCGUGUCCGGAGCUUGAUCAGAAAUUGGAGGAGGCUGAGCUACCCAAGAAGAAGCGUGUUCGCGGCGGGUCAGGUGUAGCUCGAUGUCAGGUUCCGGGUUGUGAAGUGGAUAUAAGCGAGCUUAAAGGGUACCAUAGGAGGCAUAGGGUUUGUCUCCGCUGUGCUAAUGCUAGCUUUGUUGUGCUUGACGGAGAUAAUAAGAGAUACUGUCAACAGUGUGGAAAGUUUCACGUGCUCUCAGACUUUGAUGAGGGAAAACGCAGUUGUCGGAGAAAGCUAGAGCGCCACAACAACAGACGGAAAAGGAAACCUGUAGAUAAAGGAGGCGUUGCUGCAAAACAACAGCAAGUGCUAUCACAGAAUGAUAACAGCGUAAUUGAUGUUGAGGAUGGAAAAGCAGACAAUACAUGCUUUAGUGACCAGAGAGCAGAACAAGAUGCUUCUUUGAUUUUUGAAGAUCCACAUAUUCCAGCUCAGGGUUCUGUACUCUUUACCCAUAGCAUCAACGCAGACAACUUUGUCUCUGUUACAGGUUCAGGUGAACCUCAGCCAGAUGAAGGAAUGAAUGAUACAAAAUUUGAACUUUCACCUUCUGGUGGCGACAACAAAAGCGCUUAUUCAACUGUGUGUCCGACUGGUCGGAUCUCGUUCAAGCUAUACGACUGGAAUCCAGCAGAGUUCCCACGGAGACUACGUCAUCAAAUAUUCCAAUGGUUGUCCACCAUGCCUGUAGAGCUGGAGGGCUAUAUCCGUCCAGGAUGUACAAUUUUGACCGUCUUUAUAGCAAUGCCAGAGAUUAUGUGGGCGAAGUUGUCUAAAGAUCCUGUGGCAUAUCUGGAUGAAUUUAUUCUUAAACCUGGAAAGAUGCUAUUUGGAAGAGGCUCGAUGACUGUCUAUUUGAACAACAUGAUUUUCCGUCUUAUUAAAGGUGGAACAACUUUAAAGAGAGUCGAUGUAAAAUUAGAGUCACCAAAACUACAGUUUGUGUAUCCUACGUGUUUUGAAGCUGGAAAACCAAUAGAAUUCGUUGUUUGUGGACGAAACCUUCUGCAACCCAAAUGUCGGUUUCUUGUGUCUUUUUCUGGGAAGUACUUACCCCAUAACUAUUCUGUUGUGCCUACACCGGCCCAGGAUGGGAAGCUUUCUUGUAAUAACAAGUUCUACAAGAUCAAUAUUGUGAAUUCUGACCCUAAUCUCUUCGGACCUGCGUUUGUCGAGGUUGAAAAUGAAUCUGGCUUAUCAAAUUUUAUACCUCUAAUUAUUGGAGAUGAAUCGAUUUGCUCCGAAAUGAAAGAAAUAGAGCAGAAGUUCAAUGCUACACUAGUUCCAGAGGGACAAGGAGUUACUGCUUGCUGUUCUUCAACUUGUUGUUGCAUGGAUUUCGGGGAGAGACAGAGCAGCUUUAGUGGCCUCUUGUUAGAUAUUGCAUGGUCAGUUAAGGUUCCCUCUGCAGAAUGCACUGAGAAAACGAUAAACCGAUGUCAGAUUAAAAGAUACAACAGAGUGUUGAAUUAUCUGAUACAAAAUAACUCGUCGUCAAUCUUGGGAAAUGUACUGCACAAUCUGGAAACUUUGGUGAAAAAAAUGGAGCCAGACAGUCUUGUUCACUGUACAUGUGACUGCGACGUGAGGCUUCUACAUGAAAAUAUGAAUUUGGCGAGUGAUGCUAACAGAAAGCAUCAAAGCCAUGAAGAGUCAAAGGUGAAUCCAGGGAAUGUUCUUCCUUCAUCAGGUUGCUGUUGUGAGAGCAGUUUCCAGAAGCAUAAAUCAUCAAGAAUAAUAAACUUCAAUCAGGAUCAGGAAGCAGGACUAGAUUGUAAGGCAGACUGUUCACCAGAUAUUGGUGGAAAAGAGACUGAUCCUCUUUUAAACAAAGAGGUUGUCAUGAACGUAAAUGACAUAGGAGACUGGCCAAGGAAGUCCUGUAUACCAAUACACUCUACCCUAAAAUUCAGGUCACGUCAAACUGUUUUCUUAAUCGCUACAUUUGCUGUAUGUUUUUCGGUCUGUGCGGUUCUCUAUCAUCCAAACAAGGUCACACAGCUUGCAGUGGCAAUCCGGACAAGAUUGGCGCAGAAACUUUGAAUAAAAAAUUCAAUUGCAGAGUCGUCUCAUUUUAACCAUACUUGUGUGUUCAUCAAAAGCUUGAAGAGGGCUAUAAAAACAAAAAAAAGUUGUAUCAGCUUUCAAUAGAGCUCAGCUACAGCUUUUGAGAGAGAUUCCCUUUGGAAAGAGACGAGAUGGUUCAUGAUCAGAUGAGUACUCUGACUCUUUCUCUGUGUUCUUCUUCCUAAUUUCUUAAAGACCGGUGGUGCUGCUGCAACUGUAAUAACAGGAAAUAGUCUGAUCAGUGAUUGGUUAUAUCCCUCAUCGAGUAGUGUUAUCUGUAUAUUAGGGUUUGCUUUCGCUCACUGUUAACCCUUUUUUGUUUUGUUUUUUUUGGUUCUUCUUGGUCUAAGAAAUGAUUCUUGUACAAACCCUAAUCAUAAUCUUGUGCAAUUUUCUGCUUCAAGCAAUUAAUGGCUCUCGUAGCUUUAACUCUCUAA
Messenger RNA from Capsella rubella, 3074 nucleotides. RefSeq names its product squamosa promoter-binding-like protein 7. Bases 160 to 2613 code for a protein of 817 amino acids. The transcript is spliced from 10 exons. Lineage: Eukaryota; Viridiplantae; Streptophyta; Magnoliopsida; Brassicales; Brassicaceae. Gene Ontology annotation, cellular component: nucleus. The record is from RefSeq and is a predicted model, not a curated record. Gene Ontology annotation, molecular function: DNA binding.